AGUAGGCUGGAAGUGAUCAACUCUCUCACAAGAGGAGUCCAAGUUUUCUUGUUCACUCAUUCAUAUUCUGGCAUCAUUCUUCUUCUACCAUUUUUCUAGCUGCAAGUUAGAGAGGGAUGGGUACCACGAAGACUAAGCCAUGGCUCUUACUUGUUCUGCUUCUAAUCCUGUCUUGUUACAGAGCAUGCUUCUCCAUAGCUGGUAUUACCCUUUCAGCAGGUCAGUCUCUUUCCUUUUCAAAGAAAGAGAUCAUAUUAUCUCAAGGUGGCACUUUUGAGCUCGGUUUCUUCACUCCAGGCUCUUCAGGAAAAAUCUACCUGGGCAUAUGGCAUAAAUGGUUUGGUCCGAAGGAAACUGUUUGGAUAGCAAAUAGAGAAAACCCUUUGUCUGACCCAUCUUCGUCAAGACUUGACCUCUCAGAAGAUGGCAAUCUACUCCUGUUUGAGGGUUCCUCCAAGAUCCCAUUUUGGUCGACAAAUUUGACAUUUCCCGGGUCAAAUAUAACUGAAGCAGUACUUCGUGAUGAUGGGAAUUUUGUUUUGAGAAACAGGUCGAACAGGUCUUCUGUAUUCUGGGAGAGUUUCGACCAUCCAACCGAUACAUGGCUGCCAGGUGCAAAGCUUGGGGUCGAUAAGCUCAUUUCAUGGAAAAAUUCAGAAGAUCCAGCACCUGGUGUGUUCUCGAUGGGGUUAGACCCAAAUGGAAGCAAUCAGUAUUUCUUAGAGUGGAACAGAUCUCAAAUCUAUUAUAGUACUGGAGUUUGGAACGGAAAAUAUUUCAGCUUAGUUCCUGAAAUGAACAGAUCGAAUUCUAUCUUCAACUUCACUUUUGUGCCAAGUAAAAAUGGAAGUGAUGGAUAUUUAACUUACUCUCAUCGAAACCCUUCCUACCUUUUUACCCUUUCUAAAUAUCGGGUUGACUACAGAGGACAGUGGAGGGGACAAGUGUGGAUGUCUGGCACUUCGGAAUGGAGUUCAUUUUCGAUUACACCGAAGAAUCUAUCUAAUGUCUUUGCUUUGUGUGGUGCGUUUGGCGUGUUACAGUACCCUGAGGAUAACUCAACCCCUUGUCAGUGUCUAAAAGGUUUCGAACCAUUUUCGAUGAACUACACCAGACUAAACGAAUGGCGAGGUGGCUGCGUGAGGAAAUCCCCUUUGCAAUGUGAGAAUAAUACGUAUGCUAAUGGAAAAAAAGAUUGGUUCCUGCAAAUAUCAAACAUGCAAUUGCCUGCUUAUUCGAAAGCAUAUUUGGCCGUGGAUGCUAGUAGAUGUAAAUUGGCUUGCAUGGAGAAUUGUUCUUGCACUGCUUAUGCUUAUAAUAGGAGUGGGUGUAUGAUAUGGGAAGGAGCUCUUUUCAGCUUACAGCAACGCGGGACUGGGCAAGAUGUCUAUCUCAGACUUGCUGCUCAUGAUUAUCUAGAUCCAAGAACCAAAGGCAAAAAAUGGACAGUAUGGGUAGCUGUGCUGGUCCCUGCAACAGGGCUUAUCUUAUGCCUCGUCAUUUGUUUUUCAACCAAAAGAAAGCUCAAAUACAUAGGAGAGAAGGCCUCAAGCAAUAAUAUACUCUCAUUCGAUUUUGAUAUUGAACUCCAUGCAAAGGAUGUUGAGUUACCACUAUUCAGUUAUGACAGUAUAUCAGCUGCAACCAAUAAAUUUUCAACUUUGAAUAAGCUUGGAGAAGGAGGCUUUGGACCUGUUUACAAGGGGAAAUUACUCAGAGGGCGAGAAAUUGCAGUGAAGAUGCUUUCAAAAAGAUCUGGGCAGGGAAUCGAGGAGUUCAAAAAUGAGACAAUAUUAAUUGCAAAACUCCAGCAUAGAAAUCUUGUCAGAAUCUUAGGUUGUUGUAUUGAGCGAAAUGAAAAGAUAUUAAUAUAUGAGUACAUGUUCAAUCAAAGUUUGGAUUUCUACCUUUUUGAUCAAACAAAGAAAAACAUGUUAGAUUGGGGGACACGCAUACACAUUAUUGAAGGAAUUGCACAAGGAAUUCUUUAUCUUCAUCAAUAUUCAAGGUUACGGAUCAUACAUAGAGAUAUUAAGCCCAGCAACAUUCUCUUGGAUAGUGAAAUGAAUCCAAAAAUAUCAGAUUUUGGGAUGGCUCGAAUAGUUGGAGACAAUGAAACGCCAACAAACACACGUCGAAUUGUCGGAACUUAUGGCUAUAUGUCUCCUGAAUAUGCUAUGGAUGGUUUGUACUCGAUAAAGUCAGAUGUGUUUAGCUUUGGAGUAUUGGUACUAGAGAUUGUGAGUGGCAAGAAGAACACUGGCUUCUAUAAUAGCGAGUCACUCAAUCUUCUUAGAUACGCUUGGGAGCUAUGGAUAGAUGAUCGAAGUUUGGAGUUGAUGGAGCCAACAAUAGGAUAUCCUUCUUCUACUUCUGUUCUAUUGAGAUUCAUUAACAUUGGCCUUCUUUGUGUCCAAGAAAGUCCGACUGAUCGACCUACCAUGCCUGAUGUAGUCUCAAUGAUUAGCAAUGAACAUGCUCCUCUACCUACACCCAAGCAACCUGCUUUUACCAGAGGCCGGAAUGUGAUUGACACAAAUUCAACAAAUGACAGUACUGCAGAAAAUGGCUCAAAUAAUAGCUUGUUUCUUUGUUGGGCUACUGAUUGGGUUAUUGAACCUUUUGAGGUUUAUGACCCUUCUUGCGCCUCUAGGCCGGCUGCACGAUUCAUGAUUCCUCUGGCUAUCUGCGGCGCUGCCGGUUGGAGAGAGAUGGUUACCUAUACGAGUAAGCCAUGGCUCUUCUUUGUUCUGCUUCUUGUCCUGUCGUUCUACAGAGCAUGCUUCUCCAUUGCAGGAGAUACCCUUUCAACAGGUCAGCCUCUUUCAGUGAGAAAAACCAUAGUAUCUGAAGGUGGCAAUUUUGUGCUCGGUUUCUUCAGACCAGGUACUUCUUCAAAAAUAUACCUGGGCAUAUGGUAUAAUGAUUUUGAUGUCAAAGAUGUUGUUUGGGUAGCAAAUAGGGAGAACCCUUUGUCUGAGGCAUCUUCAUCAAGACUUGAACUCUCAGAAGAUGGCAACCUAGUCCUGCUUGAAGGUUCCUCCAAGAUACCAUUUUGGUCGACAAAUUUGCCACAUCCCCUGAAAAACUCAACUGAAGCAGUACUUCACGAUGAUGGAAAUUUUGUUUUAAGAGAUAGUUCCAACCAGUCUACUAUCUUUUGGGAGAGUUUCGACCAUCCAACCGAUACAUGGCUGCCGGGUGGAAAGCUUGGAAUCGAUAAGAUUACUGGAAAAUCGAAGCAGCUUAUUUCAUGGAAAAAUUCAAAAGAUCCUGCACCUGGUGUGUUCUCGUUUGGGUUAGACUCGGAUAGAAGCAGUCAACUUAUCUUGGAGUGGAACAGAUCCCAAAAGUAUUGGAGCUCUGGAUUUUGGACUGGAAAAUAUUUCAGCUUAUUUCCUGAGAUUGGGAACAAUAAAAUCUUCAACUUCAUUUUUGUGUCAAACGCAAAUGAAAGUUACUUUACUUACUCUGUUUCUAAUAGCUCAUUCAGAUUUAAAUUUAUCGUGAACUCUUCAGGAGAGAUCCAGCAACUGGCGUGGUUGGCUGGCCCUUUGGUUUGGAAUUUACUUUUGUCUCAACCGACACAACUUUCUGAUGUCUUUUCUUUUUGUGGUGCGUUUGGCGUGUACCAUGAGAGUUCCCCAAACCCCUGUGAGUGUCUAGAAUUUUUCGAACCAUUUUCGAUUGAAGACACCAGACUAGAUGAUUGGUCAGGUGGUUGUGUGAGGAAAUACCCUCUAAAGUGUGGCAAUAGUACUUAUGCUAACGGCAAAAAAGAUGAGUUCAUGCAAAUAAAGAACAUGAGAUUGCCUGUAAAUGCCAAAGAAUAUAUGACAGUGAGUCGAUGGAAUUGUGAAGCGGUUUGCUUGAAUAAUUGUUCUUGCACAGCUUAUGCUUAUAAUGGCAGCGUGUGUAUGAUGUGGGAAGGAGCUCUUUUGAACUUACAGCAACUCUCAUAUGAUGGCGGACAACAUAUCUAUGUCAAAAUUGCCGCUUAUCAGCAUCAGAGUACCAAAGGUAACAAAUUGAAAGUAUGGGUGAUUAUAGCCGUGCUGGUCUCUGCAACAGGGCUUGUCUUAUGCCUCUUCUCCAUUUGUUUUUCAAGAAGGAGAAAGCUCAAACGCAAAGGAGAGGAGGCCUCAGGCAAUGAUCUACUGUUAUUUGAUUUCAAUACUGAACUUCAUGCAAUUAAUGAUGGAACAAACACUACAGAGAAUCUGAAGAAAAUAGGGGAGAAGGAUGUUGAGUUGCCACUAUUCAGUUACGAGAGUGUAUCAGCUGCAACUAAUAAUUUCUCGGCUAUGAAUAAGCUUGGAGAAGGAGGUUUUGGACCUGUUUACAAGGGGAAAUUACUAAGGGGGCAGGAAAUUGCAGUAAAGAUGCUUUCAAAAAGAUCUGGACAAGGGCUUGAGGAGUUCAGAAAUGAGACAGUACUGAUUGCAAAACUCCAACACAGAAAUCUUGUCAGACUCUUGGGUUGUUGUAUCGAGCGAGAUGAGAAGAUAUUAAUAUACGAAUACAUGGCCAAUAAAAGUUUGGAUUUCUACCUUUUUGAUCCUAUCAAGAAAAAGAUGUUAGAUUGGGAUACACGCAUACGCAUUAUUGAAGGAGUUGCUCAAGGGCUUCUUUAUCUUCAUCAACAUUCAAGACUACGAAUCAUACAUAGAGAUCUGAAACCUAGUAAUAUUCUCUUGGAUAGUGAAAUGAAUCCAAAAAUAUCAGAUUUUGGCUUGGCUCGAAUAGUUGGAGGCAAUGAAACACAAGCAAACACACAUCGAAUUGUCGGAACUUAUGGUUACAUGUCUCCUGAAUAUGCUAUGGAGGGUCUAUACUCGAUAAAGUCUGAUGUCUUUAGUUUUGGAGUACUGCUACUCGAGAUCGUGAGUGGCAAAAAGAAUACUGGCUUCAACAAGAACGAGUCACUCAAUCUUCUUAUAUAUGCUUGGGAGUUGUGGAGAGAUGAUCGAAGUUUGGAGUUGAUGGAUUCGACAAUAGGGUGUCCUUCCACUUUUAUUAUAUUGAGAUUCAUUAACAUUGGCCUUCUUUGUGUUCAAGAAAGCCCCGCGGAUCGACCUACUAUGCCAGACCUACUCUCAUUUAUUAGCAACGAACUUUCACCUCUACCUACACCCAAGCAACCUGCAUUUGCCACCAUCUAUAAUAUGAUGGACACAAAUUCAACAACUGCCAGGGAAGGGAGUUGCACAUUAAACAACAUCACUAUUUCAACAAUGGAAGCUCGAUGAAUGCUGUAGAACAGACGUUUCUAUCUGAUAUAGUGAUAUGUGUGGACAUGAUCAAUAUGCUUCAUACUAGUUACAAAGCGAAAGACUCAAGUAGGCCUAAGGUCCGCUAAGAAUCAGUUGGAGGCGGCGAAGGCCGAGCUGGUGGCCGGGAGCCAAGCUUGAGGCCCUGGAUAAGCUUUGGGUUGAGUCAAUUUUUCUUUCAUACACUUUUAGUCUUUGUGGUGUUAGAAUCAUUCUCAGCUGUGUAAGGAACAAUAUUUGUGAUAAUACUCGUUAAAAUAUAUUUUGGAAUUUGUCUUGUGUAA
Molecule: messenger RNA, 5554 nt
Organism: Alnus glutinosa
Lineage: Eukaryota; Viridiplantae; Streptophyta; Magnoliopsida; Fagales; Betulaceae
Exons: 15
Coding region: 117-5249 (1710 amino acids)
Biological process (GO): recognition of pollen; protein phosphorylation
Molecular function (GO): protein serine/threonine kinase activity; ATP binding
Source: RefSeq, a predicted model, not a curated record